GAGCCCUAAAACCAGCUGAGUUUAUCUUAGCAAGGAGUGUGAUGAUGUCAUCCCAGGAAUGCAGUUAAGGUUUGGUCCUGCUGUAGAAGAACCUGAGGAGAGUCACAAACCGGCUGUCAUAAAUGAGUGGACCAGGAACGGGCAGGAUGUCCAGCAUGAUGGGAGUUCCCCUGCUCAGAAGACUGCCUUUUGUCUGAUUUCCAGGAUCACGCACACAGAGGCUAAACUGUGGAUGCUGAGUAGCCCGGAACCAAGAGCAACAGACCCCCCCUCCCCCGUCAUUGUGCCUCCUCCUCUGCUCUGCAGAUCUGCCCAUACCCUGCUGGAACCAGCAAUCAUGCCGGACACACCCGUGGAGGACUCCCUCUUCCAAAUCAUACACUGCUUCCACCACUACGCUGCCCGGGAAGGGGACGUGGAGACCUUGUCCCUGGAGGAGCUGAAAGCCCUGCUCCUGGACAGUGUGCCUCGCUUCAUGGACACCUUGGGCCGCAGGCAGCCAUACUACAUCACGGAGCUGUUCCGGGCGGCUGACAAAAACAAGGACAACCAGAUCUGCUUUGAUGAGUUCCUGUACAUCUUGGGCAAACUGGUGAAGGACUACCAUCUGCAGUUCCACCGGCAGCUGUGCGCACACUACUGUGUCCAGCACAGCCUCUACUAGGGGAGGCCAGACAGUCUUUCACCACUGCAGUCUGUCCCAGGAAGCAUGGCCUGACUACGAACAGCUUACAAAACGCAGCUAUGUAUUUCUUCUUAUGUGUGCGCACAUGUAUACAAAUAAUAUCACAAAUAUUCCUGGGACGUACCCAGGGCAUGGUUCUGGGUAUCCAUGAAUGUUCAGUAAAAGAAGUUUAGUCUU
Messenger RNA from Peromyscus maniculatus bairdii (prairie deer mouse), 862 nucleotides. NCBI's taxonomy places the organism in Eukaryota, Metazoa, Chordata, Mammalia, Rodentia, Cricetidae. The record is from RefSeq and is a predicted model, not a curated record.